AUCUUCUUUUUGGAGACCUUCAGGGCAAACACAGAAAAAGAAGAGCUCUAGGCCACAGAUCUCCACCAGCAAGAAGCGGCCAUCGUUGCGUGGCAGAUAACGCCAAUUUGUACGUGUUUGGAGGCUACAAUCCUGACUAUGAUGAGUCUGGUGGGCCAGAGAAUGAAGACUACCCUCUCUUCAGGGAACUCUGGAGAUACAACUUUGCUACAGACACCUGGCAUCAAAUGGGCACUGAAGGCUACAUGCCCAGGGAACUCGCCUCCAUGUCACUUGUAUUACAUGGCAACAAUCUACUUGUGUUUGGGGGCACUGGGAUCCCCUUUGGGGAGAGCAACGGCAACGACGUCCACGUCUGCAACGUCAAGUACAAAAGAUGGGCUCUGCUCAGCUGCCGAGGAAAGAAACCCAAUCGAAUCUACGGCCAGGCUAUGGCCAUCAUCAAUGGUUGUCUCUAUGUGUUUGGAGGAACAACUGGUUACAUUUACAGUACUGACCUACAUAAGCUAGACCUCAACACCAGAGAGUGGAUCCAGCUGAAACCAAACAAUAUGUCCUGUGAUAUGCCAGAGGAAAGGUACAGACAUGAAAUUGCACAUGAUGGUCAACGGAUUUAUAUCUUGGGAGGUGGAACUUCCUGGACAGCUUAUUCCUUAGAUAAGAUCCACGCGUACAACCUUGAAACCAACACCUGGGAGGAAAUCGCUACAAAACCUCAUGAAAAAGUUGGUUUCCCAGCAGCCAGAAGAUGCCAUAGCUGCGUUCAGAUAAAAAAUG
Antrostomus carolinensis (chuck-will's-widow) is the source of this 777-nucleotide messenger RNA. It is a transcript of the gene KLHDC10, whose product is annotated as kelch domain containing 10. The annotation marks the transcript as partial. The record is from RefSeq and is a predicted model, not a curated record. Lineage: Eukaryota; Metazoa; Chordata; Aves; Caprimulgiformes; Caprimulgidae. Gene Ontology annotation, molecular function: protein binding. The transcript is spliced from 7 exons. Gene Ontology annotation, biological process: positive regulation of stress-activated MAPK cascade.